This is a messenger RNA of Penicillium waksmanii, 1545 nucleotides long. RefSeq names its product FG-GAP repeat domain-containing protein. Lineage: Eukaryota; Fungi; Ascomycota; Eurotiomycetes; Eurotiales; Aspergillaceae. The transcript has 5 exons. The record is from RefSeq and is a predicted model, not a curated record. Bases 1 to 1545 code for a protein of 514 amino acids.
AUGCGUUUCGCUCUUCUAACCCUUUCGUGCUGUGCUUUUGUCACUGCGCUCCCCGGAGAAGAAGCUCUAGAAAAGUGGGGUGGGCCUAGGAGUGGGCAUAAGGUUUCCCAUGGGGGAAACAAUAUUGGUAAUGGGGAUGGUGGUGGGAUUGACAUUGACACCGGGGGUGGUGACAUCGGGCACAUUGGGGUUGGAAUUGGUGGUGGUUGCGACCCGGCCGCUUGUGACGCCAAGUGUCGAAAAUCAGGUGACCAAUCAGGAUACUGCGACAACGGUAGUGGAUCUCCCAGUUUAUUUGGACUUAUCCUUGGACAAACUGCGCCAAGCUGCAUUUGUAUACCAGCAGAUUGUGAUCAGACUUCUGCUUGCAACGGCCAAUGUUGCGCGUCCGGCCUGACCUGUUGCAAUGGGGUCUGCACCGACCUCAACAACAAUCCCAGUCACUGUGGCAGUUGUGCAAACACUUGUCCUGCUGGAUCGACUUGCUCAUCAGGCGCGUGCAUGUGUAUGAGCUUCCAGGCGCAGGCUACAUUCGGCACGGGGACCACACCAAUCAGUGUUGCAGUCGGCGAUUUCAACGGAGAUGGCAAUCUCGAUAUUGCGACUACGGAUGAAGGCGACUAUACAGUCAGCGUCUUGCUCGGGACUGGAUCGGGGAGCUUCCAGACGCAGACCACAUUCGGCACGGGGACAGCACCGUACGAUAUCGCAGUGGGCGACUUCGACAAAGAUGGCAAUCUCGAUAUCGUGGCUACGAGUAUGUACGACAAUUCAGUGAGCGUCUUGCUCGGGACUGGAUCGGGGAGCUUCCAGCCGCAGGCCACAUUCCUCGUCGGGUCCGAGCCGCUUGGUGUUGCAGUGGGCGACUUCAACCAAGAUGGCUAUCUCGAUAUCGUGACUUCGAACUACGUCGACGAUACAGUGAGCGUCUUGCUCGGGACUGGAUCGGGGAGCUUCCAGGCGCAGACCACAUUCCCCGUAGGGUCAGCUCCGUUCGGUGUUGCGGUGGGCGACUUCAACGAAGAUGGCUAUCUCGAUAUCGUCGCUGCAAAUAAUGGCGGCAAUACAGUGAGCGUCUUACUUGGGACUGGAUCGGGGAGCUUCCAGCCGCAGACCACAUUCCCCGUGGGGUCCUCUCCUGUUAGGGUUGCAGUGGGCGACUUCGACGGAGAUGGCAAUCUGGAUAUCGUUGCUUCGAAUCAGGUCGACGAUACAGUGAGCGUCUUGCUUGGGACUGGAUCGGGGAGCUUCCAGGCGCAGGCCACAUUCCCCGUAGGGUCAGUUCCGUACGGUGUUGCGGUGGGCGACUUCAACGGAGAUGGCUAUCUCGAUAUCGUUUCUACGAACAUUGGCGGCAAUUCGGUGAGUGUCUUGCUCGGGACUGGAUCGGGGAGCUUCCAGCCGCAGGCCACAUUUCCCGUCGGGUCCAAUCCGCUUGGUGUUGCAGUGGGCCACUUCAACGGAGAUGGCUAUCUCGAUAUAGUGGCUGCGAAUGCCGACAGCAAUACAGUGAGCGUCUUGCUUGGGAAGCCUUGCGGCGCUUAG